Messenger RNA from Lottia gigantea (owl limpet), 570 nucleotides. RefSeq lists its product as hypothetical. The record is from RefSeq and is a predicted model, not a curated record. Bases 1 to 570 code for a protein of 189 amino acids. The transcript has 5 exons. Lineage: Eukaryota; Metazoa; Mollusca; Gastropoda; Lottiidae.
AUGAAUCAGUUAAGAAGAAAAUCAUCGUUCACAGUGCCAAUUAAAGAUGUUUCAUUAUCUCAGAUGUUGGAGAGAAACGAAGCAAGUCAAGAAACUGGAUUUACGAUUCCAGAAGCUCCUUCACAACCUUGUAAAAAUUUAACUAAUGAAGGAGAUGUGACUUUAUCGCAAAUUAUCGGCAAGCGACCAUAUCCAAAAUUCACUGCACCAGUUUUGAAUAAAGAGAUGAAUGACAAGAGUGAUUAUUCGGUAUUUAGUCAGAAAGAUCUCAGCUUAUCUCAAAUGUUAGCAUCACCUCCAAGAAGAUCUCAAUCAUUGAGAGUGUCCCAAGCUAUUAAAACUCAACAGAAUAAACCUUAUGAUUCACAAUAUCAUGGUUCUGGGUCCACAACUCAAAUGACAUUGUUUAAAAGCCAUGAAGAUAGAGAGAAUAAAAUGAAUGAAGGAAUGAAUAAGACACCAGCCUGUUUUAAACCUCGAAAUAACGAUCAUGUUUAUACACCUGCCUUAUUACAAUUACCAGGUAAUGUGGCCAAACUGAGAUCAGUAGAGGAAAUACGUAUCCUUUGA